AUGACCCCCCUCCUAGGUGCCGAAUUUGCCGCCGUGGGAUUGGGUGGGAUUGGAGCCUAUUUCUUUGUCGCAAGGCGCAAGUGUCCCACCAAGUUGGAAAAGGCACUCAAACUCAAGGACGCUUCCGACCUUCAGUUGCCUCCGGGAAUGAGUCAAGAGUUCAAGUUGCCCGAAGCCGAUCGCGUCGCUUUCAAAGAAGCUUUUCUCAACAAUGAAGAAUUCCAAUGGCUUGCCGCACAACCGGGCGUCGAAGAUUUCCGAAACAACUCCAACAGCACCAGUCACAAAAAGGUUCUAUUUGAAAUCGUGUGGUACAUUACCGAAUGUCGACUCCGACUCGUAGAAAAGUACGGAUAUCUACUCGUACAACGCGAUCCAAAAUCGGGAGUCUUUCAAGGCGCCAUUGGUCUUAUCCCGCCCUAUGCCAAAUGGUGGAGACUCAAAAAACACUACCAAUUCGCUGCAUUGUCGCUAGGACGAAUUUCCAUACCCGAAAAACUCGGAUGUACCAAACGAUACCGGGCGUAUCUACGAGAAUUGGACGAUCAUCAUCAAGAUUCCAUGAUACUCGUUACUUCACUGACGAGUGAAGGACAUUGGCACAUUCCCAUUAUAGGUGUGGCCACCAAUUAUAAACGCGUCGGUAUUGGACGACAACUCAUGGAAACCGCCACGCGACUCUGUCCUCGACCCAUUUAUGUCGCCAGUCCCGAUCCAGCGGCACACUUUUUUCAAAAAGUUGGAUUUGCACUCGACAAGAAAUUCCUCGUCGUUUCCGAAGGGGGCAAUCAAGAUUUGCAACGAGAUGCCAUUUAUUACAAUUCCAUGACGUGUCAGUAA
Molecule: messenger RNA, 840 nt
Organism: Seminavis robusta
Lineage: Eukaryota; Bacillariophyta; Bacillariophyceae; Naviculales; Naviculaceae
Source: the annotation of a GenBank genome assembly